Molecule: messenger RNA, 1560 nt
Organism: Trichoplax adhaerens
Lineage: Eukaryota; Metazoa; Placozoa; Uniplacotomia; Trichoplacea; Trichoplacidae
Exons: 14
Coding region: 1-1560 (519 amino acids)
Biological process (GO): tRNA N1-guanine methylation
Cellular component (GO): nucleoplasm; nucleus
Molecular function (GO): tRNA binding
Source: RefSeq, a predicted model, not a curated record
AUGGCUGCAUCAUCCUCAAUUGGCAACCCGUACAGGAAUGGAUUUGAAUUGUGGAGAAAAACGAUAAAAGCAUGUCGUUAUGCAGUGGGUCCUAGGGAACACAUACCAGACCUUGCUUUCAGGUUAUUGUGUCGACACCAUAAUGUGCAAUUAUUUUAUACACCGUUAUUGAAAGCAGAGGAAAUCCUAAAUGACUGGGAUAGCUAUAAAUAUCAUUUCUUAAAUGCGAAUAACUUUCAAGAUAGACCGCUAAUUGUUCAGCUAUGUUCAAGAGAUCCUAACCGCAUGCUACAAGCAGCAGAAAGAGUUGACAGUCUUUGCGAUGCUAUCGACCUAACCCUGCAUUCUGAGACUAAUGCUAAGACUAUAUUAAAUCAAGCUGUUGGGAAGGACUUUCAACUACUACAAAGAAUGAUUUCAUUAUUAAGAGAUAAUUUAAACAUGCCUGUAGCCUGUAAAAUUAAAAUUGCAGCUGACAAGGAUAGCUCAAGUCUGAUAAAAUAUGCAAAACGUCUAGAAAGCGCCGGAUGUCAAUUACUAUCUAUCGGCUGUCGUCAUAAAGAGCCUCGUUUUCGCUUGGAUGAUUGGAAUAUUGUUAAAGCUGUCAAGGAUUCUGUGGUCAUUCCAGUCUUUGCUUGUAGUGAUAUCAGUACUUUAGCUGAAGCUGAUCUUUGUCUGGAAUAUACUGGCGCUCAGGGGAUUAUGUCGCACGAUACGGAACUUUACUACCGUCAGAUAAAAACUAUAGACGAUUUAAGAAAUCUUACAUCACCUCUAACAUCAACGAUGUCUGGUACGAAACGAGAGAAGAAACGGAAGCAAAUGAAAAUUAAACUGACUUUUAAAAAGCAACAAGAGCGGGAAAAGAAAAAGCUAAAAAAACUAGAUCAACCACUUAGAGAAACUACCGACGAUUAUAUUACGAAAAGGCAGCGGCACAUAUUAAGAGAUGGAAGAUUACGUACCGCUAUGUGUAGUGGUCAAAGAAUUGUUAUCGACAUGGGGUUAACUGAGGGUAUGACUAACAAGGAAAUAUCUAAGUUAUGCAAUCAGGUUGGUAGACUAUAUGGUUCUAAUUGCAUCGCAGAGGAUCCUUGGCAUAUCUAUUUUACAAGAUUUGGACAAGAAGAUGAAUUGUAUCAGCGAUGCACGGAAUUUCACCAUGGAUUCCAAAAUUAUAAGAUUGAUGUAACUACCGAAAGUGUUUUAGAGUUAUUUCCUCCGGAAGAGAUUGUUGUUAUGUCACCUGACUCAAAGAAUGUAUUAAGAAAAAUUGACUCAAGUAAAGUAUAUGUUCUAGGUGGCAUCGUUGAUGAAAGCAUUCGUAAACGCAUAUCACUGCAUUAUGGAAUGCAAUGUGAAGUCGCUACAUGCCGCUUACCAAUCCCGGAGUACAUGAUGAAAGCUGAAAAAGGAACAUACAAUCAGGUCUUAUCGAUCAAUCAAGUGUUCGAUAUACUACUUCACUUCGCGAAAACUGGUGAUUGGGUAGAAUCCCUGCAAGUUGGUAUUCCUCAAAGGAAAGGAUGGAUUCCAAAAGCUACCAACAAUCAAAGCUAA